GGUUAGUCAUAGAAAUAGUAUAAAUCAGUUUACCAAAUUCAAGAUGGCCGCGCACACGAAAACGUGCUCCCAGGUUAUUUUACGAAAUAUUUCUCGAUUAACACCUAAAAGAAUAUCAACAAGAAGUGUAUCUUAUGCUGCUCAAACGCAAAUACGCAGCGCUCAAAAUGGUCAUCUACGAAGAACCCACCUAAACAAACUCCCAGCCAGUACUUGGCGGUUUUUAUCAACGCAACCAGAGGCAACUAGUGAAGACACAGAAGAAGACUUGCAUAAUAUAAUCAAGGACGAAGAAAAAGUUGUUGGGCAAGCAAAUGAACACGAGUUUCAAGCUGAAACAGCAGAAUUGCUGGAUAUUGUUGCUAAAUCACUUUAUUCCGAAAAUGAGGUUUUUAUCCGGGAAAUUAUCUCAAAUGCGAGUGACGCGUUAGAAAAACUUCGAUAUAAUCGACUUACUACUGAUGGUGAGGGUGGAGAAGCCCCACAAAUGGAAAUUCACAUUCGCACCGAUAAAUAUGAGAACACCUUCACAAUCCAGGACACAGGUAUUGGGAUGACCAAGGAGGAAUUAUCUUCAAAUCUUGGAACUAUUGCAAGAUCAGGGUCAAAAGCGUUUCUCAAGCAAGUUGCAGAUAAAGGAGAUGCUGGUUCAUCCAUCAUUGGACAGUUUGGUGUCGGUUUUUAUUCAACCUUUAUGGUUGGAAGUAAAGUUACUGUGUAUACCAAAUCUCAUGAUCCCAACAGCAAAGGGUACAGUUGGACCUCUGAAGGCGGUGUAUCAUAUAAGAUCACAGAAGCAGAAUCUGUAAUGCCCGGAACCAAAAUUGUGGUCACGCUGAAACCGGACUGCAGGAAAUUUGCUGAAGAAGAGACCGUGAAGAGCAUAAUAAAGAAACAUAGUGCUUUUGUUGGAUUUCCAGUAAGACUGAAUGGAAAACUACUGAAUGCCGUCAAGCCACUCUGGACACUUGACCCAAAGGACAUUGACGAAGAUCAACAUUUAAAUUUCUUUCGCCAUCUGACAAACAACCAGAGUGACCAUUAUCUUUAUAAAUUGUUUUAUAAGACGGAUGCUCCAUUAAAUAUAAGAAGUAUUUUCUAUGUAUCUGAACAACAGCCUACCAUGCUUGAAAUGGCCAGGGAUGCUUCUGGUAUGUCGGGUGUAUCAUUGUACAGCAGGAAAGUUCUUGUCCAACACAAGACGACCAAUCUCCUUCCAAAGUGGCUUCGCUUUUUAACAGGAGUAGUUGACAGUGAGGAUAUUCCGCUCAACUUGAGCAGAGAACUGCUUCAAAACAGCGCUCUUAUAAGUAAGCUGCGUGAGACACUGACAAGUCGUUUGAUUCGUUACUUUUUGGAUCAAAGUCGUCGCGACCCUGAAAAAUAUUUAAAAUUUCAUGCCGGUUACAAACUGUUUAUCACAGAAGGAGUUUUGUCUGAAGACAUGCAGGAAAAAAGGGAAGAAGUUGCUCAAUUAUUGAGAUACGAAUCAUCCACUCUUCCUGAAGGAGAAGUCACAAGUUUUAAAGAUUACAUUACAAGGAUGGGAGAAGAACGUAACAUUCUAUAUUUGUGUGCACCAAGCCGAAGCUUAGCUGAAUCUUCACCCUACUUUGAAUCACUUAAAAACAGCGGAAGAGAAGUUUUGUUUUGCUAUGAUCCAUAUGAUGAAGUUACUUUACUACAACUGAAAACCUACUCUGGGAAACAACUCUUCUCUCUUGAGAACGAAGUGGUUGCCAAUUCCUACCAAAAUGAAAAGGACACAACACCAAAGGCAGAUGGUGAAUUGACAAUGUCGGACUCACAGAGCAAAGAAUUGACUGAUUGGGCAAAGGCAGCACUGGAUCUGAAAGUCACAGAUGUGAAGGUGACUGACAAACUUGACAAGCAUCCAGCAAUGGUGACAGUAUGGGAAAUGGGUUCAGUUCGCCACUUCUUGAAAAGUCAGUAUUUAACGGACCCCAAAGGACUUUCUGAAAGUGAACGAACUGCUUUGUUUAAGCCAACACUUCAACUCAAUGCUGUGCAUCCAAUUGUAAUGAAACUUACCUCUCUUAAGAACGAAGAUGAAGAUCUUGCCAAAGCUUUGCUGGAGCAGUUGUAUGAUAAUGCUAUGGUGUCAGCUGGACUGUUUGAAGAUGCUCGACCCAUGGUCAAUCGACUCAAUGACCUGCUUACUAAAGUACUUCAGAAGCACUAAUCAAAACGAAAACUAUACAACUUCUGGAAAACUAUUCAAUACAGCUAUCUUAAUCAUGUAAAUUUUAUUGCACAAUGUGAGCUUAUGAGUGCACCAAUAUAUAUGUUAGAAAUUAUCUACUACACUACAAACCCAUCUCUGGAAGUAAAUUAUUUGCAAACAGUAAUUUGUCCACCAUGUCCGCAGGUGUUACCACACGUGUUGAACCUACAACAACCUGUAUAAAUAAUAAAGUGAUAAACCAUAUGUGUAUUGUUGCAUUUGUGUCAUUUAUGUGCUGUUACAAUACAAAGAAAAGGAUAAAUA
Molecule: messenger RNA, 2509 nt
Organism: Ciona intestinalis (vase tunicate)
Lineage: Eukaryota; Metazoa; Chordata; Ascidiacea; Phlebobranchia; Cionidae
Product: heat shock protein 75 kDa, mitochondrial-like
Biological process (GO): protein folding
Molecular function (GO): ATP hydrolysis activity; ATP binding; ATP-dependent protein folding chaperone
Source: RefSeq, a predicted model, not a curated record